GAAGGCCGUGUCUCAAGUGAUCAAUUUUAACUACCUCAACUCAUAGCUGUAAAUUCAGAUUGCAGCCAAACUGUGCUCCUGGAAUUUUUGGAAUUGGCCAGACCUUAGAGGCGCCUGUCCUAUUCACAAUGCCUGUAAUUCCGCUGGGCGAAUCUAUACCCCAGGACACUGCUCAUGCAGUGAGUGUCUCGCUACCCACAUGGCAAGCCAACAUCGGCUAUGAAGAAGGCCAGGAUUGGGUGAUGGGCCUCAUGGUCACAGGGUACCCUCGUUUCUUCAUUCACAAGAGCAUUGAUGCCUUUGCUCGAGACGUUGCCGCCGCUUUCGGCCGGCCAGACCAGCAGGCUAUGCUCUUUGCUACUGCCAGCGCUGCUCGAAGAUGUCUCGAAUUCAUGCGCCAGCGGGUGUCUCCUCAAGUCUCUGAACGGCUCUCUGUAGUUGACCUUGCUCUGGAUACGUCCAAGGACAUUUCUCCACUGCUGAAGCAGCUGUCGCCCACCAUUUCUGCCGUCAUCUUCCCGCAGGCGUCGUUCUCUGUCGCAAAGCAGUAUUGGCAGCACACCGGCGAUGGUGUUUCAAGUCGGCGCGCUGAGUUUUCUCAUGGGCUUUUUAAGCACGGGCAGCUUAUUGCAAUCAAAGAAGAGCAAUCACAUACACCGCCGGAGAAAUUAAUUCGUGGCCCAAAGCGGUAUUCGCGUACGGCCGCCGCCGCCGCCGCCGCCGCCGGUAGCGCCCGCACAAACGGUUCAGAAGCCAAGACCGUUUCUUCUUCUGAGAAUCCGGAGGAAGCAAGUGAAAGCUCUCGUUUCCUUGAAGAGCGCUUCGGCAGAAACCUGGACCUCACUCAAGUGGCCAAGGCGAGAUCAGCCAUCCGCAGGAGAAUUGCGGGCUCUCUCUCGGGUGAGACUGAUAUGAACGAUGAAUCAACGUCGCAAGCCAAAUCAAACAGCCGUGGCAUGGAGUCCCUCGACGAGACCGAUGUUCUGCUAUACCCUUGCGGCAUGAACGCCAUUUUCAACGCUCACCGUGCGCUCCUAGCCACCUUGGGUUCAUACAAGAGUAUAAGUUUUGGAUUUCCUUACGUCGAUACGCUCAAAAUCAUACAAAAGUUUGGACCUGGUUGCGUCUUUUAUGGUCAUGCAUCGUCAGAGGAGCUCGAUGAACUCGAGCGCCUCCUAAAGGAUGGACAGCGCUUCCUGGCACUCUUUGUUGAGUUCCCAGGAAACCCGCUGCUCACCUGCCCCGAUCUAAAACGUAUUCGCAAACUGGCCGACGAAUUCAACUUUGCCGUUGUCAUCGACGAGACAAUAGGGACGUUUGCAAACGUCAAUGUUCUUCAGUACGCCGACAUUGUCGUCAGCAGCCUUACAAAGAUCUUUUCGGGCGGCUCAAACGUUAUGGGCGGGUGUACCGUCCUGAACCCAGAAGGCAGACACUACCGCUUGCUCAAGCAAGUCUUUGAGGAACAGAUCUACGAAAACACGUACUGGCCCGAGGAUAUACUCUUUAUGGAGAGAAAUAGCCGCGAUUUUGCCAACAGAGUGAAACGCAUCAACACCAAUUCCGAGGCGAUAUGCGAAAUUCUGCGAGCCAAUCCUGUCGUCAAAGACGUAUACUAUCCAAAGUAUAAUCCAUCAAAGCCCAAUUACGAGGCGGUUCGCCUUCCCGAUGGUGGUUAUGGAGGUUUGCUCUCCAUCGUAUUCACUCAUCCACAACAAGCUCAAGAAUUUUAUAAUAACAUGGACACUGCAAAAGGACCAAGCUUGGGCACCAACUUCACCCUCUGCUCUCCCUAUGUCUUAUUAGCACACUUUCAGGAAUUGGAUUGGGCGGCUCAGUAUGGCGUAGACCCGGAUCUUGUUCGUGUCAGCGUAGGAUUAGAGGAGACUGAAGAGCUGCAGCUACUCUUCCAAAAGGCUCUGGCAGCAGCUGAGGCCGUAAGCAUUGCUUGAAUCUAGUUAGUCCAGGUUUUACUCGAGAUCCGCCAGUAACAAUAACGCUGGAAAGGUUGAUGCAGUAAAUAAAAGCGUUAAUAUAGGUGAUAGUGAUACGAGACGGCAUGCAAAGUCUAAAUGCGUUAUGCCCUUUGGAUUCCGUGUGAAACCACAUACAGUCUAUGUAUGGUUAUGUUUAGCAGAUAUUAAGUACUAGGCUGAAAACAUGAUACAAAAACAAAAACCUAGAAUUAAAAUAUUUGUAUAUAUAUAAACACUACAUGUAAAGAAUAUUUGCAGUUGAUGCGCGUUUGCUGGUAUCAUAGGACCGCAGAGGUCAAUAGUAUAAAACAAGGCUCUAAAAAUCUCAUGCUCGCCGUUCCCAUCUCUU
Molecule: messenger RNA, 2325 nt
Organism: Trichoderma asperellum CBS 433.97
Lineage: Eukaryota; Fungi; Ascomycota; Sordariomycetes; Hypocreales; Hypocreaceae
Biological process (GO): transsulfuration
Molecular function (GO): cystathionine gamma-synthase activity; pyridoxal phosphate binding
Source: RefSeq, a predicted model, not a curated record